Messenger RNA from Argentina anserina (silverweed cinquefoil), 720 nucleotides. RefSeq names its product monothiol glutaredoxin-S2. NCBI's taxonomy places the organism in Eukaryota, Viridiplantae, Streptophyta, Magnoliopsida, Rosales, Rosaceae. The transcript has a single exon. The record is from RefSeq and is a predicted model, not a curated record. The coding region runs from base 170 to 478 and encodes 102 amino acids.
UAUCAACAUUCUUCAUACAGCUCCAAGAUCUCUACCUAUUUCCUCUCAAUCUAUUCAACACAUUUCACUUAAUUACCAACCCACCAUUGCCAUUAGCAUAAACUCUAAUUUGCCUUCAAGUCAUUAGAUUUUCACUUGUUCAUCACCGGAAGAAAGCUGCUAGCUAGCGAUGGAGUCAGUGACAAAGAUGGUGUCCGAGAGGCCAGUGGUGGUCUUCAGCAAGAGCUCAUGUUGCAUGAGCCACUCAAUCAAGACCUUGCUUUGCGACUUUGGUGUGAACCCAGCAGUGUAUGAGCUUGAUGAGAUACACAGAGGGAGAGAAAUAGAGCAGGCUCUGUUGAGGCUUGGAUGCAACCCAUCGGUGCCAGCUGUGUUCAUUGGUGGCGAGUUUGUUGGAGGAGCAAACGAGAUCAUGAGUCUUCAUCUUAAGCGCACCCUAAUUCCCAUGCUAAAGCGCGCUGGUGCUUUAUGGGUUUGAUCAAUCUAAUCAAGUUAACCGAGUACCUGCAUGACAAGCACGCUAAUAAGAAUGUUAAUUGUGCACGAGAAAUAUACGAUAUAGAGUAUGUGAGAGUUCCUCUUCCAAUAAGGCUAACUAUAGCUACUUGAUUUGUACCAAGUAUGCUUAAUAGCUGUUUUGUAACCCAUAUAACACUUGGUGUUAUUUUCCCAGACACCUUGGAUGGUUAUUAAUAUAUAUUAGCGCUUUAUGAAAACUUA